Molecule: messenger RNA, 468 nt
Organism: Colletotrichum truncatum
Lineage: Eukaryota; Fungi; Ascomycota; Sordariomycetes; Glomerellales; Glomerellaceae
Product: mitochondrial 54S ribosomal protein uL11m
Biological process (GO): translation
Cellular component (GO): mitochondrial large ribosomal subunit; ribosome
Molecular function (GO): large ribosomal subunit rRNA binding; structural constituent of ribosome
Source: RefSeq, a predicted model, not a curated record
AUGUCGAAGCGAGGAGCGGCCGUGGCCGACCAGGUCGUGAAGCUCAUCGUGGGCGCUGGUCAGGCGAGCCCAAGUCCUCCCGUUGGUCCUGCGCUGGGUAGCAAGGGUGUCAAGUCGAUGGACUUUUGCAAGGAGUUUAACGCAAGAACACAACACAUCAAUGUCGGCACGCCGAUGCCCUGUCGAGUCACCGUUCGCGGCGACCGGUCAUUCCACUUCGACAUCCGGACACCGCACACGUCGUGGCUCCUUCUCCACGCAGCCGAGGCACCUAUGGGCAAGAAGGGAAAGAGAAAGGGUGCGACGAACCCUGGAAAGGAGACCGUUGGUACCGUCAGCUUGAAGCACGUCUACGAGAUUGCCAAAAUCAAGAAGACGGAGACGCGCCUGUCGGGUCUCAGCCUUGAGGCUCUCUGCCGGUCCAUCAUUUUCCAGGCCAAGUCGAUUGGCGUUGCCGUUGUGCCAUAG